Danaus plexippus (monarch butterfly) is the source of this 2289-nucleotide messenger RNA. RefSeq names its product serine/threonine-protein phosphatase Pgam5, mitochondrial (gene Pgam5). The coding region runs from base 236 to 1084 and encodes 282 amino acids. Gene Ontology annotation, cellular component: mitochondrion. Lineage: Eukaryota; Metazoa; Arthropoda; Insecta; Lepidoptera; Nymphalidae. The record is from RefSeq and is a predicted model, not a curated record. The transcript has 5 exons. Gene Ontology annotation, biological process: positive regulation of mitochondrial fission.
GUCACUAAGUAGGCAUCAGUUAGAUUGAUAUAUAGUUUUAAAGGUUAUCAGUUAGAAUUUAAACGCAUACAUAGCUGAAUAGCAGUUUCGAAAUAAUAGUAUACUUCCUAAUAUAAAUUUUAACAAUACAUAUCAUAAAUAUAAAGAAAGUCCAGUUAGCUUCAGAAAUUAUUGUUCAUAGCCUAAAGAUAUAAUAAAAUACAUGCGUUUUGAGUGAAAAUAGGUCAACCUAACGAUGGCUACAUUGUCAAGAUUAAAUAAAAUAGCCCUUUUGGGAUUAGGUGCGGUAGGUGGAGGCCUAGCAUAUUAUCAGAUGGGAAGAUCUGAAAAGCAGUACGAUGUACACAAUUCCUGGACAACGAAUUACACACCCAGUGUUAAAUGGGACAAGAAUUGGGAUCACCGGGAACCAGAGUCAAUAGUCCGACCAAAGAGAUCAGAUAAACCUGAAGAUGAGAAUAAAUACAAUGAACAAAUUGAAAAGGCAAAGAGUAAAGCCGUUCGACACUUGUUCCUAAUUAGACACGGACAAUAUAACACUGAUGGUUUAACUGAUAGGGAGAGAAUAUUAACAGAAUUGGGAAGGCAACAGGCAGAUCUGACGGGUAAAAGAUUAUCAUGUCUGGACAUACAGUGGGAUUUGCUUGUGCGUUCAACAAUGACAAGGGCUCAAGAAACAGCUAGUAUUAUAGCAAAGCAUCUACCAAAGGAUAUAGAAGUGACGGAUUGCCAACUUAUAGAAGAAGGGGCACCAAUACCACCAGAACCACCAGUCGGACAUUGGAGACCAGAACCUAAACAGUUCUUCCAGGACGGCGCUAGAAUAGAGGCAGCGUUUAGACGGUACUUCUACAGAGCCCCUCCCGAACAAACAAAAGAUUCUUAUACUCUACUAGUCUGCCAUGCAAAUGUUAUACGAUUCUUUGUUUGCAAAGCCCUGCAGUUCCCUCCAGAAGGAUGGCUUCGGAUUUCCCUUAAUCACGGUUCUAUAACCUGGAUAUCAAUUCUACCGUCUGGGAAUGUUGUGUUACGUUGUCUCAGCGAGACAGGACAUAUGGAACCUAAGUAUAUAACCAGCCGGUAAAGAUCCAGUGUGUGUUAGUCAUUGAUUUAUAUUUAUUAUUCUGUAUAAAUAAAAUUAUUAUGGCCAUUUAUAUACUGCAAUAUAUAUGUAUUUUUUAUGUAGUUCAUAGAUAUAUUAGAUUUAUAGAUUAAUGUGUAAUCAUUGUAAUAAAUAUCAUCGGAAUUUGGUUUUUUCUAGUGUUGUAUCACGUAUUUGAUUAAAUUAAGAAUAUAAUUUAUAUUAUCAUUUUAUAAAAUCGUUUAAAUUGUAUAUAUUAUGGUUAUAAAUUUUGUAUGUCUGAUAGUAUCGAGUGAUUCUUACCAAGCUAGCUACCUCAUACAUUACAUUGCAAGAGCUGAGGCAAGUGUUCACUGUUGUGGAAAGGGAAUAUGUUACUUGAUAUAAAACAGUUAUUUAUGAUAUAUUUAAAAAAAUAUAUAUAAUAAAUAUUUGAUUUAUUAUUUAUUAUUGAUAUCCAGUUUAAGAAUUCACGUUGUUUCAUCAAUUGAACUGUCCUUUCAAUCUAUAUAAUUAUCAUGUGUCUAAAAUAUUACUUUCAGUAAAAUUUAACUUCUAAAAAAAAUAAUAUCUAUAAUGUAUUUAAGUAAUAUUGCUAUAUUUGUAUCACAGGAACACAGAUCCAAUAACGGAUUUAAAUGUAAGUCGCAGCUGUUGAAGAUAAUCGAUCAAAGUGUUAAGACUGACAUAUUAAAACAUCAAUUAGAAAAUUGUGAUAAAUAACUGUUUAAAAAUUGUUGAAUUAAAAUCCAAUAGAUUUUGCACAACAUUGUUCGGUUAAAUAAUGUAUUUAUUAACUGUAUCCAACCCAUGUGAUUAUGAUUCUUAUUUAUUGUACUUGUAAAAAUUAUUUAAAUCGCUUUUUUAUUAUUAUCUUAAAUUGAUCGUUUUGUUUAUGAUGAAUUAUAUUAUAAAAAACAUUAAGGUUAUAAAUUUAAUAAAUUUAUUAUCUUUUAUUCUUUAGCAUUGUUUGGAAUUCGAAUUUUUAUCGACAUUUUUAUGAUGUGAUCUUAUAAUUUUAUAUGGCAACUUUAAUGUGACAUUUUGUUGAAUAAGAAAUUAAUAGGGCUGUAUCCCUGCGAUUAUUCAUAUCCACAGUGAAAUAAAACGAGAAUUUACUUAAAUGUUACUAUGUUUUUAUAAAAAGUAAUGCAAUUAUAAUAUAAGUAUUGGUAAAUAUUUGAUAUGUUAAUAAAAAUAUGAUGGAA